This is a messenger RNA of Nasonia vitripennis (jewel wasp), 1690 nucleotides long. It is a transcript of the gene eIF4EHP, whose product is annotated as eukaryotic translation initiation factor 4E type 2. The transcript is spliced from 7 exons. The record is from RefSeq and is a predicted model, not a curated record. Gene Ontology annotation, cellular component: cytoplasm; eukaryotic translation initiation factor 4F complex. Gene Ontology annotation, molecular function: RNA 7-methylguanosine cap binding; translation initiation factor activity. Bases 186 to 833 code for a protein of 215 amino acids. Lineage: Eukaryota; Metazoa; Arthropoda; Insecta; Hymenoptera; Pteromalidae. Gene Ontology annotation, biological process: translational initiation.
CCGUGUCGUGCCCCGUGCGGUGUGGUCGUGGUGUGCAAACUGCAAGGUAUAAGUGUGAUUGAGAGAAUACAGGAAGACUAGAGUUUGCAGACUUAGCGAAAGACGCGCUUUGCAUUUAUCAGCCGAUUGAUUUUUAAUUACCUUCGUAAGGAGAGAACGACUACCUGCCGACAACAGUAUAUAACAUGUCUAACAAAUUUGAUGCCCUCAAGACAAGUGAUGAAAGUGGUGACGAUGAAUCUCAAGCAAAAAAUAAUCAAAAAACGGAUAAGGACGAAGUGGUUGCUCCAGAAAUUAAUCCUAAUGAACACAAAUUGCAGUACGCGUAUGCACUCUGGUACAGUAGACGAAAUCCUGGCAAACAGAACAGCAUACAGAGUUAUGACCGGAAUUUAAAGUUGGUAGGACGGUUUGCGAGUGUCGAACAGUUUUGGGGACUCUAUAGCCACUUGACCAGGCCAUCAGAGCUGACCACUCAUACAGAUUUUCAUCUAUUUAAAAUUGGUAUCAAACCCAUGUGGGAGGAUGAAGCUAAUCAAAGAGGUGGGAAAUGGAUUGUUCGUUUAAGAAAAGGUUUAGUUUCACGUUGUUGGGAAAAUUUAAUCUUAGCAAUGCUGGGAGAGCAGUUUAUGGUUGGUGAAGAAAUAUGUGGUGCUGUUGUUUCAAUAAGAUUUCAAGAAGACAUAAUUUGUGUUUGGAAUAAAACUGCGUCUGAUUUAGGAACAACUAAUAGAAUCAGAGAUACACUACGACGUAUCUUACAUCUUCCAUCCGGUGCUUCAAUGGAGUACAAGACACAUAAUGAAAGUCUCAAAAACGUUACAAGAUCGUGAAGACGGAAAAAUCGAAUUACUUGAGGCUAAGUAAGCUUCAAGAAGAAUUAAAAUGAAAAUCGAGAAUGAUAAACUUGCAUGAAUGUACAGCAAUCUGCAAUGCAAGGCAUUGAAUUUUUGACAUUUUGUAAAUACUGCUGUAAAUAAUAGAUAUAGAAAUAAAAUGUAGGCGAAUAUUUCAUCUCCUUUUACCAUAAAGAAUUCAACAAGUAUUUUCUGAAUUUUUCAUUCAUAGGCUAUCAAUAGUUAAAAACUUGCAAUUGAAAUAAAGAAAAGAAAUGCAUUUUAUAUAUUACAUUUUUUUAUUUAGUAUGGUAUUUUGUUUUGUUUUCGCAUUUUUUUAUGUAUCAAAUUCAGACACUUAUAAAAUAGUUGUUGGUACAGAAAUAACGUAAAUAGUAUAUAAAUAAAAAUAGAACUUAGUCAUACUUUUUGUGAGGUAAAAAAUGUCAAAAUUUUAUUUCUUGAGUAUGUAUAAAAAUAUUGCUCCUUAUUCCAAUAGGCCAAAACUUACAGACUAGCAUUCUAGAUGAGGAACGACAAGUAAAUUUACAAAUUAUAAAUGUUAUAAAAGAACACUUGUGCAUCUUGUUCCAAGUUUCGAAUUCCAAGAUAAUCAUCCAUCUCUAUCAUUACUAAUUUUCCAUUAUAUUAUGUCAAUCAAUAAUAAAUAUUAUUUUUACAACACAUGGAAAAACAUGAUUAAGCUUAUCAUUUAAUUUGUGUGCGUGAUAUUCAAAUCACAAGCUUAAAAUUCUUAAAAGGAUUUAAAAAUAUUAAAGCCUCAAAACUAUUAUCGUCACCAUACCUGUAAUAACGUUUUAUAUUAAUAAAAAUUUUUUGUGAUUUAAUGAAAA